AUGUUUGCAUUUCGUGUUCUUAUCCCUCUCUUUCCUUUUGUCUCCCUGACAAACAUUGCUGUGAUUUCUUUAGAGCGAUUUCACGCUACGGUUCGUCCAUUCACGCAUCGGCUCAUGAAGAGAUGGGUCUUUUUGAUAGCAACUGCUGUUGUCUGGGUUUUAUCUAUUAUUACAUUAGUCAUUGUGGGGGGGAUAGAAUGGUUUCUGAUGACACGCCACCCGCUUUACUUGUCGGCAUCAUACUGUCUUUUGUGUUUAAUUGUUAUCUUUGUUUCUUACUUGUCCAUUCUGUUUAAGUUUCGUUUUGGAGCUCAUCCUCAGCGCCAUUGUGCAGCUGCUUUAAGACAAAGAAAACUAACUGUCACAUUAUUUAUAACAACUUUAGUAUCUUUACUGUUGUGGUUACCAUACAGUAUAUUAUAUUUUUUUGUUGACCGGUCAACUUAUAUAAGUUUAAAUUCCCUUUCUGGCCCAGAAAGAAUUCGUUUGCUUUUUUCACUGAAUUCUUUGCGUUAUGCAAACUCCCUUGUAAAUCCCAUUUUAUACACAAUCAGGAUGCCAGACUUCAAAAGAGCUCUGCUCUCAUUGUUCAGA
Molecule: messenger RNA, 594 nt
Organism: Porites evermanni
Lineage: Eukaryota; Metazoa; Cnidaria; Anthozoa; Scleractinia; Poritidae
Source: the annotation of a GenBank genome assembly